AUGUCAGACUCUGUCUCAAGCGAAGCGUCGGGCCGCUCAGUCUGGCCGCGUGAGCUUAUCACGUUCAUGUUCGCGUUUAUUAGCACCAAUGAGAAGCUGUUUGAAUCAGACUCCACAAGAGCUGCUGGUUUCGCGAAAUUGGCUGAGCGACUUGGAGCCAUCAAUCCAAAGAAUCUAGCAUACUCUCCAAAGAGGGUGAAGGCAAAGCUUGUGGAAAUUCACAGGAGGUGCGGUGGUAAAGCUCCCAUCGAAGAGCUAUACCAUUAUGGUGUCCAUAAAGCAACUCUGCCUGACUUGGAAUUGUGGAAAUAUGCCACGUACAAGGAGAUUCGGCAUCAAAUCGACAUCUUGCGAUCAGAGCAAGGACGACUAAAUCCUUCUUCAAGCACAAUUCAGCCUGCCGAAAGCAAGAGCAAAUAUGAGACGCGUCAACAAAACCCAUCUACUAAAGGCAAAAUUCGGUGUAUUUGUCCGUUCGACACCGAAGAUGGCCAACGAUCUGUUUGCUGCGAGCGGUGUGAGACUUGGCAGCACGUCUUCUGCUACUACGAACCACCAGAAAACCACUUUUGCGAGGAGUGUGUCAAUAAUCUCGCAGCCCAUGGGGCGGAAGCUUCCAUGCAGGACGUCACCAAAGGAAUAGGGCUGCUGUCAGUCGUUUCCGACAAUGGAAAGGACGAAUUGAGCCGAGAAGACCUGCUGAAAAAGGUGGGAGAACUACAGCAUUUGAACCGUCAACUCACUGCAGAAAAUCAAAGUUGUCAACGCCAGAUAAGAUCAUAUAAGCUUACCCUCCAGAAUGAGAGGCAGCUUGGUACAUUUACAACUUUUCGGAACACUGACGCCAUAGAAAGCGAGCCGAGCUUACUUCCAAAUCCGGAAAUUGAGAAGAUCGUCGAAAAGAUCAAUAACCUGAUCCGCGGCUAUUUAGCAUCACGACGGCUUCACGAUAAAGAGCUCCCCUUGAUCUCAAUGGUUCAAGGCCGCGCAACAUCUGACGAACUCUCCAACACUUGGAGCUCAUAUCUAGGAAAACAGCUAUUAUCCACCAGAAAGAAUGCGAAGGAGUACCUAAAGAAAACCACUGCGUCGUCACAUGGCAUUCUGAAGACGCUCGUCUGGACAGCAAUCCGCGACUGGGUCUUCAGCUCGGACGUGUUUUCCCUCGAAUCAUUAACAGGGCCCUUCUUGCCUCAAAUGUCACAUUGCGUCUCGGAUCGUGACGGGCCAGAAGCACUACGGAAUCUCUACCUCGCAUCUUGGUUUGUACUAUUGCAGAUGGAGAACUCGUGGUUCCAGGAUCUCUUGAAUACCAGAGCCGUCGAGCUGGGACAGAGGCUGUCGACCGCUGUUAGCUCACUGAGAAAGAUUUGCAACGCCGAUGCUCAAAGUCAAUCCGAUACUAUCGAAAAGGAUCUCGACGUCGAUUACGCGCGCUUCAAAGAAAUAGUGAUGACGGCCCUGGCGCUAAAAUCUCGGCUGCCAUUUAAAAAAUCUUUGGUCGAACUUUAUCUACCAGCUCCAGGCAGCAUCUUUACUGACUGCCAUGAUGCAUCUCUGUCGCCGAAAGGUUAUACUGAGAAAGGGAGAGUUCUCCUUGCUGUUAGUCCCGCAAUUCUCCUGUACUCUUUGGGUGCAAAUGACAAGCAACAGACUCCAAGUUCGGUGCUUGAUUGCAUGGUCAAUGGGGACAUAGAUCGAGAACAAGGAAUCCUUGUUUGCCAGGCUUCUGUCCUAUGCGAGGAAGACUGA
Messenger RNA from Fonsecaea multimorphosa CBS 102226, 1752 nucleotides. RefSeq lists its product as uncharacterized. Bases 1 to 1752 code for a protein of 583 amino acids. The transcript has 4 exons. The record is from RefSeq and is a predicted model, not a curated record. NCBI's taxonomy places the organism in Eukaryota, Fungi, Ascomycota, Eurotiomycetes, Chaetothyriales, Herpotrichiellaceae.